UAGAUGAACCAGUCGAGUUCUAUCUUCGAGCUUUCUCCCGCAGUUACACGCUCGAUUUCUCCCAUUACGUUUCCGAACACAAGUGCGUCCAGGUGACACAGUUUCAGUGCGAAAGAUAAACUAAAAGACAUCCAACAUGUUAUACGUCACUCGAUGGAUUUUGGUGAUUGUGGCGGUGUGUUGGAGCACAGCGUCAGCGGAGGAACCGUCAGCAGCUGGUAGUGACCAACAGCCUGCGGGGAGGAAUCUUUUGGGCGGAUUCGGAAGCAUUUUAGGUGGCAGUGGUUUCGGCACGGGACUAGGAGGAUUCGGAGGGGCAUCCGCAUUUCCAUCUUACGGUGGAUUGAGUUCACCUUAUUCUUCCGGAUCGCUUUACGGCAGCCAAGCAGCGAUCGGUUACAACCAGCAGAGUCUUUACGGCCAACAGGCUGUCACUGGCUAUCCAGGCUUCGGACAGCAACAGUUCGGCGGUGCUGGACUGGGUGGAUUCGGUGCCUCCUAUCCAGGAGCUCUCGGCAGCGCCGGUUAUGGCCAGCAAGGAUUCGGUGGUGGAUCUCUUUACGGGGCUGGUGGAUAUCCUAGUUACGGAGUUGGAAGUUAUCCAGGUUUGGGUGGUGCAGGUUUCGGUUCUGUAGGAGGUUUUCCUGCGAGUCUUUACGGCCAGCAGAGUGGACUCUACGGCCAGUACGGCCAACAAAGCCCUUACGGACAAUACGGCCUCUACAAUCAACAGAGUCUGUACGGUCAGGGUGCUUUCAAUCCGUACGGCUACGGCAGCCAACAGCGGCCUUAUCGUUCAUCUUCGGAUUCGUCUUCCUAUGAAGGCGCAAAUUCUGCAGUCAAUGAACGACAAUAAUCACAUUUUUAACUGAUACUAAUUAAAUCAUGAAUAACAUGUUUUUUUGAACAUUUUUGUUAUCAUUACAAUUUGUGACUUAAAUUAAUUCUCACGCAAUAUAAACGCAAUUCAUUGAACUAAA
Molecule: messenger RNA, 980 nt
Organism: Daphnia carinata
Lineage: Eukaryota; Metazoa; Arthropoda; Branchiopoda; Diplostraca; Daphniidae
Exons: 2
Coding region: 137-856 (239 amino acids)
Source: RefSeq, a predicted model, not a curated record